Messenger RNA from Cryptomeria japonica (Japanese cedar), 753 nucleotides. Its product is annotated as calmodulin-like protein 6. NCBI's taxonomy places the organism in Eukaryota, Viridiplantae, Streptophyta, Pinopsida, Cupressales, Cupressaceae. Gene Ontology annotation, molecular function: calcium ion binding. The record is from RefSeq and is a predicted model, not a curated record. The coding region runs from base 1 to 753 and encodes 250 amino acids. The transcript has a single exon.
AUGGGUGUUGGUAUUAUGGUUCUCUCUUCAGUCCAAAGAAGAGCAUUGAUCUUGAUGAAAUUUUUAGUAAGUCUGAGUCAUAACGAGCAUACUGAUGUUGAUCAUGGCAUUGCUGAAGAUGAAAAGUGCAAGAAACCCAUUGCAAGGGCUAAACAAAUAUUUAGAGAAGAAAGUAGUAAUGGUAGUAGUCCAUGUUUUGAGUCAAAAGAUUUUGAUUCAGCUAAAAUCUCUGGGGAAGAUGGGAAAGAUGAAGAAAAGGAGGUUGAGUGUCUUGCAAGCAUGUUUAGAGCUUUGGGUGAAGAUGGUGAUGGAAAAGUUAGUUCAGAUGAGAUAGUGAGGUUUUUGGAGAGAUUAAGUCUGGAAAUGCCCAAGGAGGAGGUGGAAUUGGCUGUGAGAUCAGUGUCUGCAUGUGGUGAUGACUUUCUCACUGCAAUUAAAUUUGAUGAGUUUUAUAUAAUCCUAUUUGUAGAAAAGGAAGAGGAAGUGGAUAAUGUGAAGGUUGAGAAGGUAAUUAGUGAGGCAUUUGAUGUGUUUGAUCAAAAUGGAGAUGAGUUUAUCAGUGCAAUGGAGUUGGCUGAUGUUCUCUCCAGAUUGGGUUUUGUGGAGGGGAAAGAUAUGAGUUGCUGCGAGAGCAUGAUUGAGAAUGUAGAUUGUAAUGGAGAUGGGUUUGUGGAUGUUCGUGAGUUUCGGCAUUUAAUCACCAGAACUUCUUCGAGAGCUUAUCCUUGUAUCCAAUGUGUUGCUGCAGUAUAA